Molecule: messenger RNA, 1600 nt
Organism: Zychaea mexicana
Lineage: Eukaryota; Fungi; Mucoromycota; Mucoromycetes; Mucorales; Lichtheimiaceae
Product: kinase-like domain-containing protein
Exons: 5
Coding region: 456-1484 (342 amino acids)
Biological process (GO): microtubule cytoskeleton organization; intracellular signal transduction; protein phosphorylation
Cellular component (GO): cytoplasm
Molecular function (GO): tau-protein kinase activity; ATP binding; protein serine/threonine kinase activity
Source: RefSeq, a predicted model, not a curated record
UUUUUUUUUUUCUUCUUUUCUUUUCCUUCCUCUCUUUUUCUUUUUCUCUAAUUGUUGUAUGUACAUGCGUGCGUAAUAGUAGAUCAACCGUAUAAAGUACACACAAACAACACCCCCUGUCUUUUUUUUCUGCUCUAAAGCCUCCGUAUUCGUUUCAGAAUCAACUCUCUCUCUCUCUCUCUUUUCUAUAUCAGCCCUCCUCCACAGUGCCUCCUUUCUCCUGCUAGUUAGUAAAAGUAGUACUAUUAUUAUUAUUAACUAGUAUAGUAGUAUUUACUAUUAUAACCACCACUACUGCUACUGUUACUACACAGUUUUGCCCGCCCUUUUUGUCGCAACUAUAUUGCGCCUCUCUCACACCCUUCCCCCCCCCCUUGGGAAAGCAGCCCCAAAAAAGUCACUCGCACCCCCUCGCUCCUUAUAUAUAAUUUAGUAAUAACAACAGCAGCAGCAGCAUGAUACACCCUCUUGCGCAGGAACAACAACAAGAAUCGUCUUACUCCACUUGCUCUCAUCAUCAGCAUCUUCAGCCCCACGACAACGAAAACAACGACGACGUCAGUAACUACCACGCAGGGACAACCACAUUACCUCCUGGGUCAUCAAACACCGCAGUUACCGCCGUCGCCGACACCAUGUCCGAAAAGAUCAAUGAACUCCAGCAGCAACAGGAACAAGAAGAACAGCAGCAUCACCCACCACGACCUACAAGCGAUGCUUUUUAUGACCACCACCCUAAUCAGCUACAACAACAACAACAACACGCAUUUUAUGCACCUCAAUCACCAGAAUUACCUUUCCCUCGCAUCCACCAACAACAACCACAACCACAACCACAACAGCGCGCUUACUCUGUCACGGCCAUGCCAAGUGAAUUGCAACGAGCCGUGUUACGCCAUCAACAACAACUAGCAGAACAGAGACAACAGCAGCUCAUGUCAGCGCCUGAUCAACCCUGGUGGCAAUACUAUUAUCAGCUCUAUCACUACCAUCCUCCUCCAGGGCGCAAGCCCACAGUCUUUGGUCCUUAUCUGUUACUUCAAACCUUGGGCGAGGGUGAGUUUGGUAAAGUCAAACUCGGUAUUCAUAUCGAAACUGGCCAGGAGGUGGCAAUCAAGUUGAUUAAGAAGGACAAUAUCGACUCUUCAACACGGAUGAGUAAAGUAGAAAGAGAAAUCUCUGUAUUAAGAAAAGUGCGACAUCCAUACAUUGUAAAGUUAUACGACGUGAUAGAGACCGAGCGUUACAUUGGCAUCAUCCUGCAGUGUGCAUCAGGAGGAGAACUCUUUGAAUACAUCCUUGCGCAUCGAUACCUCAAGGAAAAGGAUGCUAGCCGGUUGUUUGCCCAGCUGAUCAGUGGUGUGCAUUACAUGCACCAAAAGCAUAUUGUCCAUCGAGACCUUAAACUGUAUAAAAUCUUGAGGUCCACCAAAGUCCACCUGGGUCCACCAUUUUUUGAAAUCCCGAUAGCAGGACCACAGUGAUAUCCAGCGAUAUCAUUGGUUAUACCGAAUGAUAUCUGCGAAUAUCAAUUGUUGGGGACCGUUUUUAUAAGUAGAGCCGUGGACCUGCUUGUUAUUAAUAAAAGAAGAGCUUGGUA